GGGGUACUUUGCGUGAUAUCUUCAAUGGUGGCUCGGUAUUUCUAAAAGUAUCUUUAGGGCCCGGUUCUUGUUUAAUUCAUAAGGAAAACUCAUCGAUGAUCAGAGGCCAGGUCGUUGUCUCAUUCUGAUGAGGGUCUGCGCAGACAACACAAAACGAGUAUAAAACACUCCCUCUUUUUCUUCUCUUCCCUCUCUUCUUUCUUCUCCAUUCUACACUCUUCUUACCACUUACUACUCACACGCAAACAACCCCUACCGACUUUUUCUCACUCACAUUCACACCACCAUCAUGUCUUUGGCCAAGCAGAACUUCUCUUCCGCCAGCGAGGAGGCCCUCAACCACCAGAUCAGUCAAGAGCUCCAGGCUUCCCAGGUUUACCUCUCCCUCUCUGCCUGGGCUGGUCACUCCAACCAGGCCCUCCCCGGACUGGAAAAGUUCUUCCGCGAGAGCGCUGAAGAGGAGCGCGAGCACGCCCAGAAGUUGAUUAACUACCAGAACCGCCGCGGUGGCAAGGUCGUCCUCCAUACCCUCCAGGCCCCCGAGUCGGACUGGUCCUCAGCCCGAAAUGCCAUCGAGGCCACCCUCCAGCUUGAGAAGGAUGUCAACAAGAGCCUGCUCAACCUCCACAAGGUUGCUGAGGAAAACAGUGAUGCCCAGCUCUCCGAUUUCAUCGCAUCUGAGUACCUCAGUGAGCAAACCGAGGCCAUCAAGAAGAUUGCCGACCUUGUCACCCAGCUCAACCGCGUUGGUGGUGAUGGUCUUGGAUUGUACCUCUGGGACCAAGAGCUCUUGAAGCACAGCCAUUAAAUCGCUCUGCUUUCUCUGCCUUACCCUUGACACAUAUUUCCUAUUCUGCCACCUUGCUGUGGAAUUAUCCUUGUAGCAUAGCCCUUCCUCAUCCUAAAAUAAAUACUCAUCAAAAAUGAUCAUUGUAAUGGC
Gamsiella multidivaricata is the source of this 940-nucleotide messenger RNA. RefSeq names its product ferritin-like superfamily. Gene Ontology annotation, cellular component: cytoplasm. The coding region runs from base 290 to 808 and encodes 172 amino acids. Gene Ontology annotation, molecular function: ferric iron binding; ferrous iron binding. The record is from RefSeq and is a predicted model, not a curated record. Lineage: Eukaryota; Fungi; Mortierellomycota; Mortierellomycetes; Mortierellales; Mortierellaceae. Gene Ontology annotation, biological process: iron ion transport; intracellular iron ion homeostasis. The transcript has 4 exons.